Molecule: messenger RNA, 3385 nt
Organism: Arvicanthis niloticus (Nile rat)
Lineage: Eukaryota; Metazoa; Chordata; Mammalia; Rodentia; Muridae
Gene: Ap3m1
Product: adaptor related protein complex 3 subunit mu 1
Biological process (GO): vesicle-mediated transport; intracellular protein transport
Cellular component (GO): clathrin adaptor complex
Source: RefSeq, a predicted model, not a curated record
CCCGGCACCGAAUCACUGACUCGCCCAGGUGUCGGGGUGAGUGUGAGGGCGGGGAGUCUCCGGGCUGGAGACGUCUCAAAACCCAGGGAAUAGACCGCAUAGCUCCGGCUCGGAACUCUAGCCUGGCCUCCAGGAGCGUCCCUGCUGCUGUGCACCAGGGCCGCACCUCCCCCGCACGCCCCGGCUUUCUAGCUAGCUGGGCCGGAAGGGAGCGGUGCACCUGCCACGUAGUGUUCCCGGACCCUGGACCCUAGGCGCGGGAAAUGUCUUCUACAGUGAGAAAAUGAUCCACAGUCUAUUUCUCAUCAACUGCUCUGGCGACAUAUUUCUAGAAAAACACUGGAAGAGCGUUGUAAGCCAGUCUGUGUGUGACUAUUUCUUUGAAGCGCAGGAGAAAGCUGCUGAUGUUGAAAAUGUACCACCUGUCAUUUCAACACCUCACCACUACCUCAUUAGUAUCUACCGGGAUAAGCUCUUCUUUGUGUCUGUGAUACAGACUGAAGUGCCGCCUCUCUUUGUAAUUGAGUUUCUGCAUCGAGUUGCUGACACUUUUCAGGACUACUUUGGUGAGUGUUCAGAGGCUGCAAUUAAGGAUAAUGUGGUCAUAGUGUAUGAGCUCUUGGAAGAAAUGUUAGACAAUGGAUUCCCACUGGCUACUGAAUCUAACAUUUUGAAAGAACUGAUUAAACCACCAACAAUUCUACGUUCUGUCGUCAAUUCUAUUACAGGCAGUAGUAAUGUUGGGGAUACACUCCCCACUGGGCAGCUGUCCAACAUCCCAUGGCGUCGAGCAGGAGUAAAGUACACAAACAAUGAAGCCUAUUUUGAUGUAGUUGAAGAGAUAGAUGCAAUUAUAGAUAAAUCAGGCUCUACAGUCUUUGCAGAAAUUCAAGGGGUCAUUGAUGCUUGCAUUAAGCUAUCUGGAAUGCCUGAUCUCUCUCUCUCUUUCAUGAACCCAAGGCUCCUAGAUGAUGUCAGCUUCCACCCAUGCAUCCGGUUCAAACGCUGGGAGUCUGAAAGAGUUUUGUCAUUCAUUCCUCCAGAUGGAAAUUUCCGACUCAUAUCGUAUCGUGUCAGCUCACAAAAUCUAGUGGCAAUACCAGUGUAUGUAAAACACAGUAUCAGCUUUAAGGAAAACAGCUCCUGUGGCAGAUUUGAUAUCACAAUUGGACCAAAACAGAAUAUGGGAAAAACGAUUGAAGGAAUAACAGUGACUGUUCACAUGCCAAAAGUUGUGCUGAAUAUGAACCUGACACCAACGCAAGGCAGCUAUACAUUUGAUCCAGUCACCAAGGUACUAGCAUGGGAUGUAGGGAAAAUUACUCCACAAAAACUCCCAGGUCUUAAAGGACUAGUAAAUUUACAGUCAGGAGCACCCAAGCCAGAAGAGAAUCCAAACCUCAACAUACAGUUUAAGAUCCAGCAGCUUGCUAUUUCAGGCUUAAAAGUAAACCGCUUGGACAUGUAUGGCGAGAAGUAUAAGCCAUUUAAAGGAGUCAAAUACGUCACAAAGGCUGGGAAGUUCCAAGUGAGGACAUGAGAAGAGGCCAGACUUACUCAAGAACAGUUUGUUUUUCAAGUGUCAUUGCAAUUUAUUACUAUUAGGUACCAAGUGGGUGGGAAUAAUAUACAGCAUUUGUGUCAAGCUACCCUGCUAACAAAGUUGCUUAGUAAUUGAUGUAGGGUUCUUAAGGAGCUUCAAGCUAAGGAAAGUUUUCUAAAGACUUAGCUUAUUUUGUAUCUUUUCACUUAGGAAAAGGUUUAGAGGAUUUCUUCAAUGGGGGCUACCAGCUGAAUGCUGCACAUUGUAACAGUCAAGGCAGAAGGCUACAGUGAUAACCUCUCUCCUAAAGCAAGCGAACUGGUCUCAUCUACCAGCAGGAACUGUCUCAGUCUGUGAUGUGUCAGGUGCAGCCAAGUGUCACACCUUCUGAUCUUAGCCAUCUCAAUCAGUGUCUAUCUCAAGAGAGGAAAUUGCCCCACCCCAAGAAGUUUACAGAAAACUGCCUCUUCAAGUGUUUGCCUUACUCAGCUUUUCACUUGUGCCAUUAAGCAAGCACUGUAGCAAAAGCCACUUGCACAUGGCCCUGGCAGGGAGCACCGCAGCUCCGUGCUCCAUUCUCACUGUACUUGGUAUUAUAUUUUUUAUAAAUAAGAUUUUUAUGUAAAGCUCAGAUUUUGAUUUACAAAGACCUUGCUGCAGUAAAUAUUCCAUCAAUCUUGUGCCACCAGUUCAGCUGUCAGAUAGCACAGUCAAAUCAUUUGCAUCAAAAGGGCAAAUACUUUAUUAAGAAAAUGAAAGGGAACACUACUUCUGCUGUUAGGGAGUUAUUGCAGGCACAAGUAUUUGUGCUUUUAAACAAAUUAAAGUAGUAAAAAAGAAAAAUCAAGCAAAAACAUUUGCCAUCCUCAUGUUUUAUUAAAGUUUUAUUUAAUGCCACCAACCUAGUUAGCUUGAAAUCCUAGUUUAGCAAAAGGAGGAAAACAUGCAUUUCACUAUGUUAUUCUUUUCAAUCUUUGAUCUUUUUGUGCUUAAGUAGUUGAAAUUGUCUGUGUGCCCUGUAUUUGGGGGAGCACCUUUUCAUACUAUGUACAUCUCAAGGCCAUUGUGUGAUAGACACCUUCUCCAAACUACUGUCAAAUGCAAAUGAAGCACUCGAGUGUCUUUGCUGUGCUGUGUACAUGGAAGAACUUUACACUGAAGGACAAAGUCCUCAGUUAUGAUUUAUCCUAAUUGAUAUUUACGCUUGGAAAGCCAGUCUGUGACUCAGUCCAUUCUGCAUCCUUCGCUUAGAAAUCCUUGUGCAGUGACAAAAGAAAAUGGAGGAAGACAAAAGUGCUUGCCCUUCCUAGCCCCCUUGUCCUCCUUUGUCCUUCCUUACCAUGCUAGGUCAUGUCCUAGGCUCACUCCGUGUUGGUAGGCUGACGAUGCGGUAGCAAUGCGGCUGCAGCCCCCAUCUAAUAAGAAGGCCAACUUGCAAAACUUCAAGUAUACAUUUCUUGAAUAACCAAUCUCAGAUUGGCAAUUUUAUUUAGGUCAAAACACAAAAUAUCUAGUCCCUUUGACUAAGAUUGGUUAUCUAGUUCUAGUUUUAAUAUCUUGUUCUUUUACCUCAAAAGGAAUCACACCAGUUUUAGUUCUUCACAGUCCUUUAUCUCACAACCAUACCUAGACCGCACAGCUUCCCUCCUGUGCAGUCUUCUUGGCUAUCAAAGUAGAGCAUAUACCAAGUCUCUUCUCUCCAAGAAUUUCUGCUAAAAUAGCUAAGCAGACUGCAUUCUUUUACUGUUAAAUUGUUGUAUUUAUUAAUUUGACAGAACCCAAUAAGCCCUUUCUCUAGUUCUGGCUAUAAUGUCAAUAAAUGUAUGAGAGCAACCAACUGAU